Messenger RNA from Bombus pascuorum, 3200 nucleotides. It is a transcript of the gene Dis3, whose product is annotated as exosome complex exonuclease RRP44. Gene Ontology annotation, biological process: rRNA catabolic process. Gene Ontology annotation, cellular component: cytoplasmic exosome (RNase complex); nuclear exosome (RNase complex). The transcript is spliced from 14 exons. The coding region runs from base 140 to 3085 and encodes 981 amino acids. Gene Ontology annotation, molecular function: endonuclease activity; RNA binding; 3'-5'-RNA exonuclease activity. Lineage: Eukaryota; Metazoa; Arthropoda; Insecta; Hymenoptera; Apidae. The record is from RefSeq and is a predicted model, not a curated record.
GAUUGUUGUGUAUGAUAUCUAUACUAACCAAGUUGUGUGUGGAUAGUUUAUUAACGAACAGUAUCUUAUAUUCUUUGACAGAAAAAUAUAUAAAUAAUUAGUUGAGUAUAUCUUUCCCUAUGCAACAAAACCAAGCAAUAUGUUGACGACCAAAAUAUUCUUUAGAAAAACUAAAGGGGGAAAUGUGUUUAAGACGGUUAGGGAGCAUUACCUUAGAGAUGAUAUUCACUGUGGAUCUAAAGCUUGUGGAAAGUGCUUGUACAGAACUCGGAACAUAAUUUUAGAUGACGAGAAUUGCAGUGCAAACAGUUCUAAGAUAACUAAACCUUAUUACCUAUUAAUUGAUACUAAUAUUAUUUUAGAUCAGAUUGACAUUUUGGAAGAAGAUAUUAUUUGCAAUGUUAUAAUUGUGCAAACAGUGUUAGAAGAAGUAAAACAUAAAAGUUCCACCGUAUAUAAAAGAUUAAGGAAUAUUAUCACCAAUCCACAAAGGAAAUUUUAUGUAUUUAUUAAUGAACAUCAUAAAGAUACUUAUAUCGAGCGUGACCUUGGUGAAAGUACAAAUGACAGAAAUGAUAGGGCAAUUAGGGUUGCAACAAAAUGGUAUAAUGCACAUUUAAAUUUAGAUGGCAAUACAAUCAAAACUGUGCUAUUAACAGAUGAUACACACAACAGAGAAUUAGCAGAAAAAGAAGGAAUCCCAGUUAUUUCGAUGGAAGGUUAUAUAUUAUCGUUAGAAAAUUCAGGCUUUUUGGCUGAUAAAUUAUGUAAAAAGAGUUAUGGCACAGUAAUUGAGGGCCCAGAAAUUUUCCCAUGUCAUCUUACACCAUUUGAAUUACAUGAAGGCAUAAAACAUGGGAAACUUCUGCAGGGAACCUUUCAAGCUUCAAAAGAAAAUUUUCUUGAAGGAUUCAUGAAUGUAGAUGGAGUUGAAAAAUCUAUUUUUAUCCAAGGUCGUAGUAACCUUAAUAGAGCUGUUGAUGGCGAUGCAGUUGUAGUGGAACUCUUGCCAGAGGAUCAGUGGUCAUCUCCUAGUGACAUUGUUCUGCAAGAUGAAGAAGAAGCAGAUGCUGAUGAUGAUAUUUUAAAAACAACUAAAGUAUCAGAUAAAUUUGGUUCAUCAAACAAGAUGCAAAAGACACCGACUGGCAAAGUUGUUGGAAUUAUUAGAAGAAAUUGGAGACAAUAUUGUGGAAUAUUGCAACCCAGUAAUAUAGAAGGGAAUGUACGACAUUUAUUUGUGCCAGCUGAACGAAAAAUACCUAAAAUAAGAAUCGAAACUAGACAAUAUACAGUGCUGUGUAAACAGAGAAUCAUCGUAGCAAUUGAUUCAUGGCCACGUAAUUCUAGAUAUCCUCUUGGUCAUUUUGUACGCGCGUUAGGUGAAAUAGGGAACAAAACCACCGAAAAUGAAGUGAUAUUGUUAGAACACGAUAUCCCUCAUAGUCGAUUUUCGGACGCUGUCCUCAGCUCAUUACCAGACACCUCAUGGAGUGUCACGGACGUCGACAUAGCACAAAGGGAAGAUCUAAGAUAUUUAGAUAUAUGUUCAGUCGACCCACCAGGUUGCACAGAUAUCGAUGAUGCGCUUCACUGUAGAGAUCUACCAAAUGGUAAUCUAGAAGUAGGUGUACAUAUUGCGGAUGUAACACAUUUUGUAAGGCCUGGUACUGCGUUAGAUAAAGAAGCAGCAUUACGAUCUACGACUGUAUAUUUGGUUGACACGAGAAUUGACAUGAUUCCUGAGUUACUCAGUUCAAAUCUCUGCUCUUUACGAGAAAAAGAAGACAAAUUAACGUUUUCUUGCAUAUGGGAAAUGGAUAGAGACGCAAAUAUAAUUAAUACUAGAUAUUGUAAGUCCAUAAUAUGUUCACGAGCAGCGAUGACUUACGAUGAAGCUCAACUAAAAAUUGACGAUGUUACUCAACAAGAUACACUUGUAAAGUCAUUAAGGAAUCUUAAUAAUUUGGCUAAAAAGUUAAAAAAGAGACGUCUGGAUAAUGGAGCGUUAUUAUUAGCAUCUCCAGAAGUCCGUUUUGAAGUAGACUGUGAAACGCAUGAUCCUAUCGAAGUGGAGGCAAAAAAAUUGCGAGAAACUAAUUCUAUGGUGGAAGAAUUUAUGUUGCUCGCAAAUAUUUCGGUUGCUAAAAAGAUUUUAGAAGAAUUCCCAGAAUGCGCUGUAUUAAGAAGACAUCCUGAACCACCACCUACUAAUUUCGAGCCUCUUAUAAAGGCCGCAAAGAAUCAGGGUUUUACUAUAAAUGUAGGUAGUGGCAAAGAAUUAGCAGAUUCGUUAAAUAAAUGUCAUAAAGAAGGUAAUCCUUACUUUAAUACUAUGUUAAGGAUACUUGCCACACGCUGUAUGAUGCAAGCUGUAUAUUUUGUUAGUGGCAUGCAUCAACCAAGUGAAUACUAUCAUUAUGGUUUAGCAUGUCCUGUCUAUACUCAUUUUACAUCGCCUAUUCGAAGAUACGCAGAUGUGAUGGUACAUCGUUUAUUAUCAGUUUGCAUUGGAGCUGAUGCAACAUAUCCCGAUUUGUUAGACAAAAAGAAGAAUCACGCACUUUGUCAAAAUAUGAACUAUCGUCAUAGAAUGGCUCAAUAUUCUAAUCGAGCAUCAGUAGCACUAAAUACUCAUUUAUUCUUUAGAGAAAAAAUUCAAGACGAAGAAGGUUAUAUACUUUUUGUACGAAAGAAUGCGUUGCAAAUAUUGAUAUUAAAGUAUGGCUUAGAGGGAACUUUGUACCUGAACAAAGACAAAAAUUCAGGUGUUAUAUUUAUGUAUAAUGACGAAGAUCAUUCACAAUCCUGUGGAAAUAUCGUAUUUCGCACUUUCGAUCCGGUUAUUGUGCAAAUAAGUUUAAACAGAUCCAAUAUACAGCAUGAGAAACUAAUAUUUAAGUUGGUUAAGCCGUUCAUUCCAGGUUUCAGUGUACCUCCAGCAAAUGCUGCAGAUUCUUGUAAGAUGGUACUGAAAGAAAGUACGAAAGAAACGGCAAAAAGAAAGAUAGGAGCAGAAAAAGUAUCAGAUAGUAAUACCAAAAGUGGAGGAAGUAAGAAAAAACAGAAGAAAAGGAAACACUAGCUCUAUUGUAUAGUUUUUCCCUCUAGAAUUAAAGAUAUACAGACUAAUCAUCAAAUGUGAUGAGAUAUACAUACAACAAUAGUUAUAUUUACAAUUUUAUCAUAAAUAAGUAUAU